AUGGAGAAGCAUUGUCUCGUCACGGUCGGCGCCACCGUGGGCUUCCCCGAUCUCACUCGUGCCGCUCUUGAGCCUGUAUUCUGGGGUCAUCUCGCCUCGCGUGGCUUCACGUCUUUGAGGAUACAAUGUGGUCCAGAUAGUGACUGGGCAACAUCUGACUUGGACUCAAAAAUGUCUCAAAUUCCCCAGGAAUUGAAUGUGGACGUGUUCAAGCUCAGCAAAAACCUCAUGAGAGAGGAGAUGACGCUCUGCAAACCAGUCGAAGGGAAGAGAGGCGUUGGCCUCAUCAUAUCACACGCAGGUACAGGAACUAUUCUCGAUGCAUGGAAAUUGGCUGUGCCCAUCAUCGUUGUUCCCAACACAUCGCUCUUGGAUGACCACCAGACCGAAUUGGCCAGACAUCUCUCUAAGGAAGGCUACGCCAUUCACAGCUCCACGAAACUUGAUCAUCUCAAAGAAGCAGUCGAUAAAAUUGACAUGCUACGGGAGGAGAACCAAACUCGAUGGCCACCACACUCGCUUGAGCGCGGUGCCACUGAGCAACCGGCCAGCAUCUGGAACAUCGAGGUUGUGGAGGCGCACAAGGAAGAGGCAUCACAGUUGGCUCAAGGCUAGCCGCUGUGAUCAAGCGAGAUGCAAUAACAUGCACAUCAAAAGCGCGAAUGACGGUAAGGAAUGGGGUGAACAGAUGCCUCGAAAGUAGACGUUCUAUGGAUUGCUUGCUCACAUGUUCUCAUAAAUAUUCGCUUGGCGUUGGGGAAACA
Messenger RNA from Emericellopsis atlantica, 764 nucleotides. Its product is annotated as glycosyltransferase family 1 protein. Gene Ontology annotation, biological process: dolichol-linked oligosaccharide biosynthetic process. The coding region runs from base 1 to 615 and encodes 204 amino acids. Gene Ontology annotation, cellular component: UDP-N-acetylglucosamine transferase complex; extrinsic component of endoplasmic reticulum membrane. Gene Ontology annotation, molecular function: hexosyltransferase activity. The transcript has 2 exons. NCBI's taxonomy places the organism in Eukaryota, Fungi, Ascomycota, Sordariomycetes, Hypocreales, Bionectriaceae. The record is from RefSeq and is a predicted model, not a curated record.